Messenger RNA from Stegastes partitus (bicolor damselfish), 3189 nucleotides. It is a transcript of the gene spi1b, whose product is annotated as Spi-1 proto-oncogene b. Lineage: Eukaryota; Metazoa; Chordata; Actinopteri; Pomacentridae. The transcript is spliced from 5 exons. Gene Ontology annotation, biological process: cell differentiation; regulation of transcription by RNA polymerase II. Bases 854 to 1648 code for a protein of 264 amino acids. The record is from RefSeq and is a predicted model, not a curated record. Gene Ontology annotation, molecular function: sequence-specific DNA binding; DNA-binding transcription factor activity, RNA polymerase II-specific. Gene Ontology annotation, cellular component: nucleus.
GCGGUGGAGUCCAACCUAUCGGCUGCUUAAACAAAGCGACCAGUGAAGCAGAUUGUAAUUCAAAUGAAAGGCUGGAGAGGAACGCAUGGGCAGCUUGUUUCUGACACUUUAACUUUACUAAACAUCACAACAACUGAAUAAAAGAGAGGACACGCUGGACUGUGAGCUGUCCUUUAAACACAGGCUUUGUAUUUGUCAUUCACACACUUUGACUUGGUCACUGAAGCGUGAGUUCAAACUUAAAGCGUUCUUUUAUCUGCGCCUUUAGAAACAGCAGGAAACUGCUUCUACGUACAUUUGCUGCUUCAUUCACUACAAAAUGAGACAUAUCUGAAAAGGCAAAGGGAAUGAACUAAAUCUACUGAAGCGACAGUAUGAAGCGGGACACAAACCGGCCAGUUUAUCACCUGUGAGACGCUUUUUGGGGGAGAAGCUGACGGUGAGGAAAGCCCUUGAAGCUGACUGGCUGCUUAGGGAGGGGACAGCACAGACCCUGAUAAACGUGAAGCUUCAUGGUCUCUCCUGACAAAUCAUCAAUGGCCAGGAACCUCUAGCAGACACACUCCGUUGCUCCCACCCACACGAAUUUUACAGAAGUCAAAAGUUCCUUUUUCAUUUUACAGUCAAACAGUGGGCCUUGUUUAUUUAAUUUUUAUCCGACACAGCUGAAGGCCUCUGAGACGAGCUCAGGCCACACCGCUGUACAAUCAGAGAGAGGGAGACAUUUUUGGUUUUCGUUGAGUGAGAGGAAAUUUUGAAACAUUGUGCAAUGGUGCCGCAAAAGUUUUGAAAGUUGUGAGAGCGUUUUGCCAGCGAAGCGUCUGAGCGUCGGUCUGUUGGAGACGAGGGCUCCAUGUUGCAUCCAUACAGAAUGGAGAGCUAUCUCAUCCCACCUCACACAGAAGAAAUGUACGAUCCUGAGAUCUACAGGCACCAGAUUGCAGAAUAUUAUAAUCCAUAUGUGCUAGAUGCAGAUAUCCAGGCAGAUCACUGGGAGUACCAUCCUCACCCUCAUGUGCACCCCGUAGAGUUCGAAAACCUCCAAGAGACCAACUUCACAGAGCUGCAGAGCGUGCAGGCGCUCCACCCGCCGGGCCUCAUACGACACGACGCCAUCCGAUACGAAGCAGAAAACCUGCUCGAUCCGAAUCUGGGGGCACAUCCACAUGUGUUACAGCAACCAGUGGCCUUCUUCCCCCGGCCCGUGUACCCUCCACACGUGUCCCAGCGCAGCUCCGACGACGAGGACCACGGAGGAAGAAGUCCCCCUCUGGAGGUGUCUGAUGAGGAGUGUCUGAGAGACCGAGUCCCGUACGCCACCCCGGGAGAGCUGGGCAAUAAGAAGAAGAUCCGUCUGUACCAGUUCCUGUUGGACCUUUUAAAGAACGGCGACAUGAAGGACAGUAUCUGGUGGGUCGACAGAGACAAGGGGACAUUUCAGUUUUCUUCCAAGCACAAAGAGGCCCUCGCUCACCGCUGGGGGAUCCAGAAAGGCAACCGCAAGAAAAUGACCUACCAGAAGAUGGCCAGAGCUUUACGCAACUACGGCAAAACUGGAGAGGUGAAGAAGAUCAAGAAGAAGCUGACGUACCAGUUCAGCGACGAGGUGCUGGGGAAGGGCCAUCUAGAGAGGAAGUCCUACAUGUAGGCAGGAGGUGUCAGGAUGGAGCAGUGUGACAUGAGAGCUGUAGUGUUUCUGUAGAUACUUAAUCAACCGUGCUGAUCUGGUAAAUAGCAUUAUAUGAUAGCUUCAGUACUGCUGCACAGUGAGACCAGUUUCUCUGAAGAUAUACUCACAAAUGCAGCAUAAAACUAUGGACCAAGAUCCCAAAACGUCUCCUUCAAGACAUGUUGGGGACCAGUUAGUGGUGAAGGGGCGCCGUAGAGAGCUCCUGGUAAAGCUCCUGGUAAAGCUCGUCUGUCUGAACGUCUGGAUACGGAAACAGAUGAAACACGUUCAGGACCAAAUAGGAAAACGUUUUAUUUACACAUGUGUACAGAGAUUUGUCGUGUUUUCUGGUUGGCAGAGGAUUGAUGUACUGGCCACAGUUGGAAGUCACUGGAUGCUAAAGAGACCCUAUUCCUAACCUGAACCCUAUCCCUAUUCCUAUAUCUAUCCCUAACCCUAUCCCUAUCCCUGACUCUAACCUGAACCCUAACUCUAUCCCUAAGCGCUGCUGUAGACACCUGACAGGACAAAGCACAGACAUCAGGAACUUUAGGAAUCACACUCAGUCAGCUGUGGAUCAUUUUCAACCACAUGGCUUAAACGUGGCAGCUCCAGUGUCAGCUACACUCCAGUAAAAAUUAGUAAAACACAAUAAAUUCACUUUAGUUUAUCGAUGAUGACUAAAUGAUGAGUAACUAAAUGGUCAGAACGUUAAGCUCCACUUCAGAACAACCACAGCGAACAUGACGGGGACUCAACAUGAUCAUCACUUCUAAAUCCAGAUAAAGAUUUUCGGGAUCUUUGUUUUAUUCCUAAAGCGGUGCACAUCCUUCAGGUCUGUUUUGCUGUUGCUGUUUUCUUUGCCUUCCUUCUGAGUUUGUUGAUGAUGAUGCCACCGUCGUGUCUGUGAGGUGUGGAUCCAGCAUCAAGACUGGAAGCAGGAGGAACAUCAGGACAGCCUGUCCACCACCUCCACAGCUCUCUGACACACAUUCUUCUGUUUGAUCAGAGCAGAAGCUUAAACAUCUCCUCCUGCUGUACCUUCUGACUGUUUCAUACUAACACACACAUGAGGGUUGCAUCCGAGUGUCCAGGCCAACUCCUUCCUCCCACAACGCCACACGGUUGCUUUAACGACUAUAAAUAAAAGUGUAAAGUCCUAAAGCAAAAGGUUGUGCUCACAAAUAGCAGCAAAUAUUCUGUUUUUAGUUUUUAUUUUUAGAAAUGUCUGUUCUAUAUAUUUCAGUGCUUCAGUCCAAAUGUUGUUUCAUGUCAUGUGACCCCAGCCGGCCUCGACCGUCGUGUUUGACAAAGUUCUCUUUUAACUGAGUGUUAUUCUGUACAUACAUGUUCACGUUGUUGUAUUUAAACCAGCCAGAGGCACAUAGAAGUUAGUGAUGACUCACUCUGAGCACUGUGAUCAGGUGAGCUGGGACCAGAAUCACAGGUCCGUACAGGUCGGACACGUUCUUACGUUGUCAUUAAGAAUUGCUUGUAAAAAAUAAAUAAAUUGUCCAUUA